GSUUUGAUUCUCGAACCUGUCGGACGUGGUAAACAAAAGUGCUCGUAAGUGAAUUCAGUGGUUAGCUUGUGGCGGUUAGUGCGCGUUUGUUUGGGUGUGUGUGUGCAUACUAUGUGUGGCUGUGUAGCGCGUUGUUGUUGUUKCAAUGCCAGUGAGCACACAUAUUGCAAAUGAAAUGGCUACAUAGCGCUUUGGGCCAGUGCGAAUGAAAUGGCCGUAAAUGGAAAGGUGUAAAUUUAAUAAAUGGAAAAAUGAAAGAAUGAAAAUUUUUACUUCAAGUUUCAAUGAGAAAAGUAAAUGCAUAAUUCAAUAAGUGUUUGGGAAAGAGUAAAUGCAUAAUUGCUAGUAUUGCAAAAAUAAAUAAGCUGGUGUAGAAAAGUGUUAAAAGAUUCUGCAAAAGUGUUGAAGAAUUGUUGGUAACGAAAAUUAUUGCUUUGCACAGCCCGGCAGUCCGUCAUCAUUAACGAAUUCGCUGGCACUUUUCUUGUUUUUGCUGCUGCUGUUKUUGUGUUGUGAGGCGAAAUAGGUUUUAAGACCAACUUAAAAGCAAUAGCAAUAACAACAACAACACUGGCGCAUAACAAAAUUAAAAGAACAACAAUAAUAAACCAGUUUACAGCGUCUGAAUGCAAUAUUGCUUAGAAGUGUGUAUGUAUGAAUCUAGUAUAUAUGUACCACAUAUAUGAAUAUGUCUACACCGUUAUCAACGUAGUAAUAGUAAACGUGAAACAGUUGCAAAAUUUAACAACAAUAACAACAAAGCGCAGCAUGCGCUUCAAAGCGUGCAAUACAAUUGCAGUAAUUGGAAUGCAUACCGCUGCGUGCAGCAGCGCCGUAGACAGCAGCAGCGGUCACACUAUGUCGACAACAACAAAAACCAACACAACAAUGGCAACGGCAACGGCAACGCGAAGAGGGCAAAGGGCAAGCGUCCAGCAACAAGGUUGCGCAAAAUAUGCGACACAGCGCGCUUGUGGUAGCAGCAGCGCGCAACGGAACUACACUUGCGCAGCGGCUGCAAAAGCGCAAACGCCGCGCACGGAAUCCGCAUACCGCCUGACRCCAUCCUUCACGCCCCGUUGCCUGUUGCUCGCGUUGCUGCUAUGUUUUACACACGCUCUAGGUUUAAUUCAGUUAGCGCACGCCGCCUCGUCCGGCGUUACAAGUACGGAGGCAUAUUUCAAUGGUUCGGCCUACCUGCGACUGCUCACACCGAUGCCAAUUUGGGAUCAUUCCGCCAUCAGUUUUCGCUCCUGUCGCGGUGGUGAAAUUUUAGCUCAACAAUAUAAUAAGAACUCUUUCGUCAUCACUGUGCUGAGUGAUUUUCUGCAAGUCUCACUGGCCGGUCCGGCGGUGAUUGGCCCCAACAACCGUUUAGAUGUUAAGCUACCCUACCACUUACUCGACAAUCACUGGCACACGCUACAGUUCAAGUACGAAUAUGGUAAUCUCUACUUGUACAUCGAUCGCACGUCGUUAGUUUUCGCGAAUUCCACGUAUAACAGCCAAUUUCUGACUAAUCAAGAUAUCGGCAAUGAGGCGGCUAUUUUAAUAUUGGGCAACUCAUUUAGCGGUUGUCUACAAGAUGGACCCGGCUUGCUCUUCAUCAAUGGCUCUGUGCAGAAUGUCGUUUAUGGUCCUUGUCCGUUGAGUACCGGUCCGUGUGGCGAUCAYGAUACACUUAUGCUUGGACAAGAUAAUUACUGCUCCAAUAAUCCGUGUAUGAGUCAUGGUCAGUGUAUACCGUUGAAUGAUGGUUACGAAUGCCGUUGUACGCCACGUUACACGGGUAAGAACUGUCAAAUCGAUAAUGGUUCGCCGUGUGCACGUAAUCCCUGCGCGAAUAGCGGUAACUGCACCGAAGACGUACGCGGCGAUUAUCAGUGCAAAUGCACAACGAAUUAUAGCGGACGGAAUUGUGAAACGGAAAUCAAUGUACAUCCCGCCUGCCAACCGAAUCCGUGUUUAAAUAACGGCGCUUGCAUUGUAGCGCCGGGUUCGACGAAAGUCGAGUGCGAAUGUGCCAAAGGCUAUGCGGGUGCGCGCUGUGAGAAUGAUGUGGAUGAUUGCGCCUCGCAACCUUGUCUGAAUAACGGACGUUGCUUGGAUUUGGUGAAUGGCUUYACAUGUGAUUGCCGUGACACCGGUUUCACGGGUCCAAAUUGUCAAACGAAUAUCGACGAAUGCGAGGGCAGUCCGUGUAAACAUGGCGGYCGYUGUUACGAUCGYUACGGUUGGUUCAUCUGUCAGUGUCCCGAUGGUUGGGCCGGUGAGACGUGCGAGGAGCCCACGAACUGUAAGACGCAACAGUGCUUGAACGGCGGUACCUGCGUGAAUAAGACGAUCGGCUUCUAUUGCCAGUGCGCGCCAGGCUAUAGCGGUGAGCUGUGUCAACAGAGUCCACCGUGUCCGCAGUGUCCCAUCGAUUCGGAGUGCAUUGGCGGGAAGUGCAUAUGUAAGCCAGGCACAACGGGCCCAAUUGGCCAUUGCUUACCAAUACCGCCAACACCGCCAACACCACCACCAACAACAACAACAACGACGACCACAAAAACAAGUACAACAACCGCAGCACCACCAACAGCCAAUUUGGUGGUUGCUAAUGCAGCAAAAACAACAACCGUCGCGGCAGCAGCAGCAGCAGCAACAACAACAACUGCUACUGCAGGACAACUGACAGCGAACAUAACAGCACCAACAACAACCGCAACAAUGACAACAGCUAGAAAUAUAGCAAUAAACACGGCAACAACAACAACAACAAAAACCACAMAUAAUCCGCUAUUAUCACAUUUGGCUCAAUUGAAAGCAUGCCCCCCCGAUAAUUGCUUGAACGGUGGCACUUGUAGUGGCAGUGCUUCAAAUUUUACUUGUUUAUGUGCUAGUGGAUACACAGGUUACAACUGCGAACUGCCCGUCACAGAUGGUCCGCCGAAUGUGCCAUUGACCGGCAGUGGCGGCGCCGUCGGCAACAAUCCCAACAGCGCCGCAGUCAAUUGCAUCAAUGGCGGCAAGUGUUUGAAUGGUGGCACCUGUUCGAUGAAUGGUACACAUUGUUAUUGUGCCGGUGGCUUUACGGGCGAACGCUGCGAGAAAGCCGAACCUUGUACGGCGCUCAAUUGCCAAGAGCCAAUGGUAUGCCAGUUGAAUAAGUGUGUUUGUCCGGAGAAUAAGAUCUGCACGGCUUGCUCGGCGCAGCCGUGUCGCAAUGGUGGCGUCUGUACGGAUCUGUCGAAUGGCGAGUACACCUGCAGCUGUACGUCCGGCUGGACGGGUCGUACGUGCACGAAGGAUGUGGAUGAGUGCGCUUUGGAUCCGAAUAUUUGCGGCAAUGGCAUUUGUAAGAAUGAAGAGGGCUCGUACAAGUGUUAUUGUACGCCCGGUUUUACGGGUAAACACUGUGACUCGGAUGUGGAUGAGUGCUUGAGUCAUCCGUGUCAGAAUGGUGCGACCUGCAACAAUAAGAUCAACGCCUACGAAUGCGUCUGUCAGCCCGGCUACACUGGUAUAAAUUGUGAAAUYGAUAUCAACGAAUGCGACAGUAAUCCCUGCACGAAGGGCUCGACUUGCAACGACAUGAUCAACAAUUUCACCUGCUCUUGUAUACCCGGCAUGACGGGCCGCUUCUGUGAGAACGAUAUYGAUGACUGUAUCUCGGCGCCUUGUCAACAUGGCGGCCAUUGCAUAGACGAAUUGGGCGGCUUUCAUUGCGAUUGUGCCAACACGGGCUAUGAGGGUCAACUCUGUGAAUUAAAUAUCGAUGAAUGCGAAUCGCAACCCUGUCAAAAUGGCGCUGCKUGCAUAGACGAUAUAAAUGAUUACCGUUGCAAAUGUUAUCCGGGUUAUAUGGGCAAGAAUUGUGAAAUCCAUAUUAAUGAAUGCGAAAGUAAUCCGUGCUUGUAUAACGGUAAUUGUUUGGAACGUUCGAAUAUAACAUUGUAUGCGCUAAGUCAAACRAUGGAUUUGCCAGAGUUCUUUAGUCGUCAAUUUUCCUAUGAGAAUGCGAGCGGGUAUGAAUGCGUUUGUGUGCCAGGUAUUAUGGGCAAGAAUUGUGAGAUCAAUAUUAAUGAGUGCGAAACGAAUCCGUGUGGCAAACAUGGCACCUGUAAUGAUGGUAUCGGCACGUAUACCUGCGAUUGUGACCCSGGCUUCGAAGACCGUCAUUGCGAGACCAAUAUCGACGAGUGCGACCGGUAUCAACCCUGUGGCGCACACGGUACCUGUAUCGAUGAAAUCAACGACUACACUUGCGAUUGUGAUGCCAAUUACGGCGGUAAGAAUUGUUCGGUGCCAUUGAUAGGUUGYUUGAGCGCACCAUGUCAAAAUGGUGGCAAUUGCAAGCCAUAUCUAGUCAACGAAACCGAGCAUCUCUUCAACUGCACGUGUCAACAUGGUUUCCAAGGAGAUAUUUGUGAGAAGACAACAACGAUUUCAAUGGUUGUGAGUAGUUUAAUAACGGUGAAGACGCAACGUGAAGAGGGUUACGAUAUAAAUCUACAAUUCAAAACCACAUUACCCAACGGUGUACUAGCUUUUGGCACAUCGAUCGGACACAAUGAACCCGUUAGCUAUAUAUUGGAACUGAUUAACGGUCGCCUGAAUUUACACUCUUCGCUACUCAAUAAAUGGGAGGGCGUCUUUAUCGGCUCCAAAUUGAACGAUAGCAAUUGGCAUAAAGUAUUCGUCGCUAUUAAUACUUCGCAUCUGGUGCUCUCAGCRAACGAUGAGCAAGCCAUUUUUCCCGUGGGUUCGUAUGAGACCGCAAAUGGCAGUCAGCCAUCAUUUCCGCUCACAUAUUUGGGCGGCACAAUACCGAAUUUGAAAUCAUAUCUACGCCAUUUGCCGCAUCGUCCGUCGAGCUUUGUCGGCUGCAUGCAGGAUAUUGUCGUUAAUGGCAAGUGGAUCUUUCCCGAGGAGCAAGGCAACGAAAUAGAUACGAAUUUGACGAAUAUACAGGCCGGUUGUCCGCGCACCGAGCAAUGCAUACCGAAUCCAUGUCAUUCGAAUGGCGCAUGCACGGAUUUGUGGCAUACAUUCUCGUGCACUUGUCAGCGGCCGCACUUCGGGCACACCUGCAAAUACAACAUAACUGCCGCCACAUUUGGCCACGAGAACACCACACAUUCUGCUGUKGUUGUGGAGACGAACGACUCGGCWCGUCGUGCCAUACGUUCCAUACUUGAUAUCUCCAUGUUUAUACGCACACGCGAGCCUACUGGCCAGGUCUUCUAUUUGGGCAGCGAUCCAAAGAAGAUCACACCAAAGGGAGCAACUGACACUGGCGAAUCAUAUGUAGCCGCCGAACUGCAUGGCGGCGAAUUGCUGGUAAAAAUGCAAUUUAACGGUACGCCCGAGGCCUACACUGUMGGCGGCAAUAAGCUUGAUAACGGCUACAAUCAUCUCAUCGAAGUGGUGCGCAAUCAGACGCUCGUACAGGUUAAACUCAAUGGCACUGAGUACUUCCGUAAAACGCUCUCCUCCACUGGUUUACUCGAUGCGCAGGUGCUCUACCUCGGCGGMCCACCAGUUGGCGARCAAACACAAGCGCCAACAACUACUGGUACAGAUCCAGCGUCYGCKGGGCCCGAAGAGAAUGUCGUAAAUAAUGAGGUCGAUGAGAAGGAAUAYUUCAAGGGUAUCAUACAGGAUGUGAAAGUAAGCAAUGGCUCACAUACGAUGAUCGUCGAACUGUAUCCCUUGAAUGAAGAUGACUUGCUCUUGCCGCCCUCGUUCGGUGUUGUUACUAUCGAUCGUACAUCGGUACUAAAAGGUGAAGUAACCGAUGAUUUGUGUCGUAAAAAUCCUUGCAAGCACAAUGCCGAUUGUAGGAAUACUUGGAAUGACUAUGUAUGUACCUGUCCGAAUGGUUAUAAGGGCAAGAAUUGUCAAGAGAUCGAAUUCUGUCAAUUAGUUCAGUGUCCGGGUAACAGUAAAUGUCAGAAUCUCGACGAUGGCUAUGARUGUCUGACGAACAUCACAUUUAAGGACAAYGAAAAGAAUCCUUUGGCGUUCAYUUACUUCGUAGAGCAAAUGCCGGAUGAACCAAAAAUGUUGGUACAACCGGUUAUAGAGAUCGCGUACAGAACACGCGCUGGCGGUACACUAUUUUUCAUAGAAAAUGGUGAGAGCUUCUUUGAAAUCGGCGUGAAUCAAGGACAAGUGACGGUAACUUGGAAGUUGAAUCAAGAGGCAUUUGGCGAUACCAAGCGCUUUACCAAAGACACAUCCGAUUCCAGUCUUAUGGAGACGACGAACGAACCUGGCUGGAACCGUAUUUAUCUACGCGCGCAAGGCGGCAAACUCGAGGGCGGUUGGAAGGGUUGGGAGAGCAUGGUCGAUCCGUCGCCCGCUUUCUCCGCAGACAUCGAUCAACAGGCUUUCCAAGAACUACUGUCCAGCGACACUCAGGUCUAUCUCGGYGGCAUGCCCACUGAUAGUCGGCAAGCGCGUGGCAGCAGUUCAGCACAGCAGGGCUCUCAAUUCAAGGGUUGCUUGGGUGAGGCACGCGUUGGCGAUCUCUUGUUGCCUUACUUCUCGAACGCCGAGAUGUAUCCACGCACUGAGAACGUUUCGGUGCAGCCCCACUCACAAUUCCGUCUCAAUUCGACCAAACCGGAUGAGGGUUGUGUGCUGUGCUUUAAUACGGACUGCAAGAAUGGUGGUUACUGUAGUUCACCAUCCGAACAGUAUGCCUGCACGUGUCUGCCUGGUUAUGAGGGGGAGGACUGCGGCACCGAUAUAAAUGAAUGCCUGAAUGCGACUUGUGAGAAUAAUUCGACUUGCAUUGAYAAAGUGGCCGACUUCCAAUGUMGKUGCUUGCCGGGCUACGACGGUCGCUUGUGUGAGCAUAACAUUGAUGAGUGCGCCUCRCAGCCCUGUCAUAAUGGUGGCAAUUGCACGGAUUUAAUUGCCGCCUUCCAUUGCGACUGUGCGGAGGAAUAUGCGGGWGCGCAAUGUGAUUUCUUGAAGCAGGUCACCUGYGAUAAUUUGCCCUGCCGCAACGGUUCGACUUGCGAGGAUGGAUUUAAUGCCAAUACCAACAACAAUUUCACAUGCAACUGCUUGCCUGAUUUCGAGGGACCCUAUUGCGAUGUGCCAUUCUGCGAAACGACGCCGUGUCAAAAUGGUGGUCUCUGCAUAUUCGCCGAUGCCUACACACCACUGUGUCAGUGCAGUUUGGGUUACAUGGGUCACCUAUGCGAAAAGGAUAUCAAUGAGUGCGAACCCAAUCCAUGUCUCAAUAAUGGCAUGUGCCACGAUCUCAUCGGCGCCUAUCAGUGCAACUGCACCGGCACCGGCUUUGAGGGCAACAAUUGCGACAUCGAUAUCGAUGAAUGUGCCUCGGGCAUUGAAUAYUGCGGCGGUUUGGGACGCUGCAUCAAUUUACCGGGCUCAUUUAAAUGCAUCUGUCAGGAUGCCUUCUGUGGUGUGUAUUGCAACUUUACCGAUCCGUGCAAGAUUGGUGAGGGUUCACCGUGCAUGAAUGGUGGCAGCUGUCUGGAGGCGUGCGGCGAUGAAGCGGACUAUACGUGCACCUGCAAGGCCGGCUAUGAGGGCAARGACUGCACGGUGGUGAUGGCUGCCAAAGAUGAGGGCCCGUCCACCGCCGACAUCGCCAUCAUUGUCAUACCCGUGUUGGUGGUGUUGUUACUUAUCGGCGCGGCGCUGUUGGGCACAUUCUUGGUUAUGGCGCGCAAUAAGCGUGCGACGCGCGGCACCUACAGCCCCAGCGCGCAAGAAUACUGUAAUCCACGGCUGGAAAUGGAUAAUGUGCUGAAGCCACCGCCAGAGGAGCGUCUAAUUUAGUCGUUGAAAGUUAGUUAGCUUUCGUUUUCGUUUUCGUUUACAUUUUAUUUAUAGUUAAUGUUGACUUGACACGUAAGUGAUGUAUGAAAGCCGUAACACCGUUACUAUAAAGUCUUUAUCCGCCCAUUAAGUAUAGUUUAAAGAGUAAGGAGUCCAGACAUAUGUAAGUGUUUAAACGUACUAAUAAUGAAAAAUUGCUCACUGAAGCUGCUUGGAAGACAUAAAGCGCUUUAAAAAUAUUAMACUUGCUCUUAAU
Bactrocera latifrons is the source of this 8062-nucleotide messenger RNA. It is a transcript of the gene crb, whose product is annotated as protein crumbs. Gene Ontology annotation, cellular component: protein-containing complex; plasma membrane. The record is from RefSeq and is a predicted model, not a curated record. Lineage: Eukaryota; Metazoa; Arthropoda; Insecta; Diptera; Tephritidae. Gene Ontology annotation, molecular function: calcium ion binding. Gene Ontology annotation, biological process: heterophilic cell-cell adhesion; establishment or maintenance of epithelial cell apical/basal polarity.